UUGUCCCAUCAUCUUUGUCAUUCAUCUCACGACGAGAAGAAGAAGUGGGAAUCCUCGUCCUCACGGAAACCACCAUACAUACAUUUCCACUCUUUCAAGCUUCCAUCAACCUUUCCCAGAUUCUGCUUCGUCGCCACACCACCAGUUUCCGUCGCAAAAACAAAUCUUUCAAACCAGUGGUGUGCACUGCCCCAUCACCAUUUUUUCACCCAAUUUGCAGCACCCACUUGAAAAUAUUCUCUUUUCUUCAAUGGGUUGUGGGUCUUCCCUACCAGAUAGGGAUUCUAGGCCGUUUGGACGAGACAAUCCUGAGAAUGGUGGAGGACAGGACGCGAAGAAUCUACGCGUCAAGCUUGUUCUCUUAGGUGAUUCCGGUGUUGGUAAAAGCUGUAUUGUUCUGCGAUUUGUUCGUGGUCAGUUUGAUCCAACAUCCAAGGUAACUGUUGGAGCUUCUUUUUUGUCGCAAACAAUAGCCCUGCAAGACUCUACAACAGUCAAGUUUGAAAUAUGGGAUACUGCUGGUCAAGAGAGGUAUGCUGCUUUGGCACCACUCUAUUAUCGUGGUGCAGCUGUUGCAGUUAUUGUCUAUGAUAUAACAAGCCCAGAAUCUUUCAGCAAAGCGCAGUACUGGGUUAAGGAGCUACAAAAACAUGGAAACCCUGAUAUAGUAAUGGCACUGGUUGGUAAUAAAGCUGAUCUUCUUGAGAAGCGGGAAGUGGCUGUUCAGGAUGGCAUUGACUAUGCAGAGAAGAAUGGAAUGUUUUUUAUAGAGACAUCUGCAAAGACUGCAGAUAAUAUAAAUGAACUGUUUGAGGACAUUGUUGACUGUGCUACUAGCAAACUUCCCCCUGAUGUUCUUGCUGCUUGACGAUAGUUGUAGCGAACUCAUAUAGACCUAUUGGAGGAGCUAAAGAUGAUCAUCUUGGGUUAGGAAUCCAUCCUACAAAAAUCCAAGAUUGAAUCUUUUUCGACAAAGGAAAUUGCGAAAAGACUCCCUCGCCCACCAACUACUUGAUGCAGAUCCAGAAUGCAGUUUCAGUAAAGGAUUGCAUUUGCUUUGGAUCCUUCAAAACUGUAAUGUAUGAGUUAUGUUUAUGUAUAUUCUGACUAUUAGAUAACUAUGGUCUUUUAUCAACCUGUAAUAAUAUCAUGGAGACAAUGAUAUACCUUAGGUUAUGCUUUGUCAGACCCACAAAUCUGUCAAGAUUCCAUAUCCUCGGGUCUUUUAUGCAUUGUUUCUGAUUCAGUCAAGGCUGUAAUGUCAUCAAGGAUGCCAUGUCUGACACACAAUGCUUUAGGUGGUUGUAGACCAUGCUUUGUGAGACCCACAAAUCAUGGCAUAAUUGAACAUAUUUGGAUAUUGGUUGGUUAAAUUUCAAUUUGCGUGCUCAUUUUGAGAUCA
Molecule: messenger RNA, 1402 nt
Organism: Lotus japonicus
Lineage: Eukaryota; Viridiplantae; Streptophyta; Magnoliopsida; Fabales; Fabaceae
Product: ras-related protein RABF1
Exons: 9
Coding region: 251-868 (205 amino acids)
Molecular function (GO): GTP binding; GTPase activity
Source: RefSeq, a predicted model, not a curated record